AGUUUUACAACUAGAUGGCGCAGACAGUUCAUAACCACAAGGUUGGAGACCUUUGUAUGGGGAUGAAGAGUGUGAACCUCCGGGUUAUCGUACUACAUGUAGGGGACCCUCAAGUUGUUAAAGGGGGACAGACAGUGAAGGCUUGUAAAGUAGCAGAUCAGACUGGGUCAGUGGAGCUGUCUUUGUGGAGUCCUUGGUGUGAUUCUAUACAGGAAUCAGAUAUAUUGCAGCUAACAAACUGUUACAUGGGGGUAUACAGCAACAGAUUAGUAGUCUAUGUUGGUCGCAGUGGCAGCGUCGCUAAAGUUGGGGAGUUCACCAUGUUAUAUGCCGAGAUGCCGAACAUUAGUGAGAUAAUCACAGACCCCAGUCUGCCUCCCAACAUGGGCCCCGACAUGAGGCCCAUCCGGCCCUCUACCCCUAACAUCAGGGGAGGAUACAAUGGAAACUUCAGAGACCACAGAAAUCCUAGGAGGGGUCAAUACCCCCGUCCUCCACCUCCAUUCAACAGAUGAGGAAAAGAAACCUCACUACUUUAUGAAAGUCCUGAGGUGAAUCCCUCAUUAACGUGACAUGUGAUAUUUGUUAGGGUAUUAAAGACACUUUAAUACAGAGCGGAUACAAUGCGAGUUGUACAUAAUCCCCCGGGGUUGGUUACCUUGGUUACCUGAGGACACGUGGUCACUGGGCCUGACACGUGGUCACUGAGCCUGACACGUGGGGCCCACGUGGGGGUGUGUGUAACUUUUGAGUAGUUAUUGGUUCAGAUAGAGUAAGGGAGAAUAGCUGAGGAGAUUAGAAUAUAGAGAGUUGAGAGUGACGUGAAAUGGAAAUUU
This is a messenger RNA of Bolinopsis microptera, 836 nucleotides long. RefSeq names its product SOSS complex subunit B1-like. Gene Ontology annotation, biological process: mitotic cell cycle checkpoint signaling; response to ionizing radiation; double-strand break repair via homologous recombination. Gene Ontology annotation, molecular function: DNA binding. Lineage: Eukaryota; Metazoa; Ctenophora; Tentaculata; Lobata; Bolinopsidae. Gene Ontology annotation, cellular component: SOSS complex. The record is from RefSeq and is a predicted model, not a curated record. The coding region runs from base 15 to 515 and encodes 166 amino acids. The transcript is spliced from 6 exons.